AUGAGCGGUAUUGUCUGUUUGCAUACCAGGAUGAAUGCCACCGCCGCGGGGAUAGCUGCUGCGCUGAUGGAGUGGUUUGAUUUGUUUGGCGUUGUGAAGACGUGGGUGUCUGACUGUGUCAAAAUCGAGAUCAUCCUCAAAGUCUCCAGGUUGUUCGGUGCGCACCAUCAGUUUGUUACGUCAUAUUGUCCGUUGGCGGACGGGACUGUUGAAGUUGUCAAUCGGGUCAUUGUUCGGACCCUGAAGACACUUUGCAGUGAAUGCUUUUGGAGCCGGGAGCGUGGCCCUCAAUUCUACCGCUAUUUCAAUCUGCUUUGA
This is a messenger RNA of Aphanomyces invadans, 318 nucleotides long. RefSeq lists its product as hypothetical. Bases 1 to 318 code for a protein of 105 amino acids. The record is from RefSeq and is a predicted model, not a curated record. The transcript has a single exon. NCBI's taxonomy places the organism in Eukaryota, Oomycota, Saprolegniomycetes, Saprolegniales, Verrucalvaceae. Gene Ontology annotation, molecular function: nucleic acid binding.